AUUGUCGUGCGCGGAAGCGUCGCGCGCGCAACUGUCGUGCGCGGUAGUGUCGGUGCACAAAUGUCACGCGCAGAAAUAUCGUGGAACCUUCAAUUCAAAUGUUUGAAAAAGACACUAACUUCGAAAAUAUGUAAAAUAAAUGAAGGAUAGAGACAGAAAACUGUACACAGUUAUUAUACAGCAAUCAGCAAUACAAUUGGGAACUGUCAAAAGAGCAAAUCGGCUUGAGCGCGUAACGCGUAACUUCAAGACCAGAAGUUUGAAUUCAUCAUAUACGAAAUUCAUUGUCACCACCGUGUAGAGCAUGGUCUAAAGUGUAGGGAAAUAUAUUUUGCUUCAUUAAUAACUAUGUCAAAGUGUAUUUGGUAAUUUGUAAUAGAGAUAUUACUCACAGUUAUAGAAAAUUCUUCUAUUUAGACCACUAAUGAACCUAACCGAUAUAUCGAAGCAGUUUGAAAUCAACAAAGUUGAUUAAGGCUGAUCAAGACUAUGAUAGUAGAUGUGUCUUUUGACAUAACAAAUGAUUUUGUAUGUGUUAUACUUUUUUGUAACGAGCUUGUCUAAAACUGCCCACUUUAUAACGUCAUCGCGUAACGAAAAAUGAGUAUUGUUUUUUUUCAUUUGUCGGUCUUUAUUUUUUUUGGCAAAAAAUAAAUAUCUAAAGCUAGUUUUUUUAUGAGCUAUCUAAUACACCUAUUUUCCCAGAGAAAGAUUCCGUUUUAUAAUAAUUUUACGUAACGCGAUGACGUUUUUUGUAUUUUUUAUAUCUAUGAAAAAAAUAUUUCCAUAUAGUAGUUUCUUAGGCAAAAACCACUAUAAACUAUAUUUAAUGUAUUCUUUAUUAAUUACUGACAGAUUGCCAUAAGAGUAUAGCUGAUUGAUUUAAUAAGUUGAUUGCGUUCAGUUAGAAUGAAAUUAUCAAUCUAAAUUAUCUAUCAUUUCUAUGAUAUAUGCGUAAGGUGGGAGCACUCAAAAUUUCAGUUAACACUUUUUCUCCAUGAUUUAUAUAUGGUUGGAUAGAGCUCAAAAAACUGUGUAAGUAAAUGUACUUUUAAAGUCAUUUUCCUAUUUUAUAAGAUUUUAAACCCUUAAAAGACCGAGAUCAUACUGUUACUAGGACGAUUUCGUAUAAAAUGAUCUUAGUAUUUUGAGGUUUUUAAUAUUUAUAAAAUAGGAAAAUGAAUUGAAAAAUACAUUUUCUUAGAUAGUUUUUUGAGUUCUAUCGAACGAUAUAUAAAUUAUGAAGAAAAAGUGUUAACUGAAAUUUUGAGUUUUUCUCAUUAUAUAAAUAUAUGGGUAUCUCUAUUAGUCAAACUGAUUUAUUGCUUUUAUGAUUUCUUAUUGUACUAGAGGAAUCAAUAAACACAACGUCUCACAUGUGCACAUUCUAAGUGUAAAAUAAAAAUAGUAUCUUGUCUUUAUAUAGGUGUACACAUAAUAAAAUGAACCAUGAAAAAAAAUUGUUGCAAAAGUCAUCAUCAUCGCGUUAUGAGACCGUCAUCGCGUUACGAGACCGUCAUCGCGUUACAUUAAUCAAACUGAUUUCUAUUCAAAAUAAGAAGUCUGUUCGAAGAAGAUUUUGCUCUGUUGGAUACCUCCAACUGUUGGCUACAAAAUAUGCAUAGAACGUUUCUUUGAAUACAGUAUACAUUCGCAGAGAAAUAAAAAACAACUAUGUCACUCAACUUUUUGUCCCUUUCUCAUCAUCGCGUUACGCCAUGUAUUUUUGCUAUAGUCCUCAAACCGCUCGCUCAAGUGAGCUCAUACUCUCAGGGAUAUUGCAGAAGGUAGAGAUGCAUCUUACAACGAAACAAGAAAUCCUCUGAGCAAUCUGAAUGUUGAUAAAAAUUAAUAAAACUGUGGCCAAAACGUCAUCGCAUUACGCUUGCUCAAGCCGAAAUAUUGAGUUUUCCAUAAAAACAUUUUUCCUUGUUAUUAUCGUUGGAAAUAGAUCAUAAGUUUAACUAUCGAUUUCAUUGUAAAUUAUGUCGGUGAAGAAAUGAAGCGAUGUUGUGUCAUUGACAUUUUGUGUAACAAUCCUAUGAAGUUGAAGAGCUGUUAGCUCCAUAUGUGUAGAACAAAAGAGGGACAAGCAGUGUCACUGAUGUUAUGUGACAGAACGAUGAAAAAGAUGACCUUCGUGGGAAUCGAACCCACAUUUCCUGCUAUCCGGGCAGAUGUCCUAAGCCAAUUAGACUAGAAGGCGCAUCUUAAUCAUCGUUUAGCGUCCAAGUGAUUCAUCAUGGAUGCUAACAAGAGCAAAAUAAAGGAAGAAAUGGAUGAUUGAUUGAAAAUAUUACAAUGAAUAACUUUUAUUUAACAAAAAAAAACUUACAAAAAUAAUCGUUGUCAACUUUGUUAACAACUUGACUCAAAAAGAAUUCUCGUCUUGUAACAAAAUCCGAUAUCUAUGAAGAGAAAAUUUCUCUCUCUUAUUUUAAUAAUUUUUCUUCUCUCUAUUUUAGACUAUCCAUUACGUUCUCCAUCCAGCACCAACAUUCAUCUGAAUGCUCGAUGGCAACAAAAUGGUAUCACUGUAGCUGGAGGAAAUCGACAAGGCAAUGGAAUCAAUCAACUCUCAAACCCAUAUGGUUUGUAUGUUGAUGAUGAUCAAACAAUCUAUGUUGCUGAAUGGUCGAAUCAUCGUAUUGUGGAAUGGAAACGAGGUGCAACAAGUGGCCAAGUGGUUGCUGGUGGAAAUGGACAAGGAAGUGGAGAUCAUCAAUUGUAUAACCCAUAUGAUGUGAUUAUCGACAAAGAGAGAGAUAGUCUCAUCAUAUGCGAUUAUUCGAAUAGAAGAGUGGUUCGAUGGCCUCGUCGAAAUGGGACAAGUGGAGAAACAAUCAUCUCCAACAUCUCUUGUGUGGGUUUGACAAUGGACGAGAAUGGAUCUCUCUAUGUCACUGAUGUUGGAAAACAUGAAGUGAGACGAUAUCGAAGAGGAGAAUCUCAAGGAACAGUGGUU
This is a messenger RNA of Rotaria sp. Silwood1, 2965 nucleotides long. Lineage: Eukaryota; Metazoa; Rotifera; Eurotatoria; Philodinida; Philodinidae. The record is from the annotation of a GenBank genome assembly.